CAAAUCAGAGAGAAGAAAACAGGCUGAGCCUACCCCACCCAUCUGCUCAUUGAUAUAAAAGCAAUUGGCACUGACAACCUCACAUCUACCACAAGGAUGGCACCAGCUGGAGCAAAGAGUGGCCAAGCCAAAAAGGGCCUUUUGGAGCGUCUGGAUGCAGGAGAAGUUGUUAUCGGGGAUGGGGGCUUUGUGUUUGCCUUGGAAAAAAGAGGUUAUGUGAAAGCUGGACCAUGGACCCCUGAGGCUGCAGUAGAACACCCAGAAGCAGUGCGUCAGCUGCACAGAGAGUUUCUCCGAGCCGGUGCCAAUGUGAUGCAGACUUUUACAUUCUAUGCCAGUGAUGAUAAACUGGAAAACAGAGGGAACUAUGUGGGCGAGAAAAUUUCAGGCCAGAAAGUUAAUGAAGCGGCGUGUGACAUUGCAAGGGAAGUUGCAAAUGAAGGUGAUGCAUUGGUUGCAGGAGGUGUCAGUCAAACCCCUUCAUAUCUAAGCUGCAAGAGUGAGACUGAGGUGAAGGCUAUAUUCCGAAAACAGCUGGAUGUAUUCGUAAAAAAGAAUGUUGACUUUCUCAUCGCUGAGUACUUUGAACAUGUGGAAGAAGCAGUCUGGGCAGUACAAGUGCUAAAAGAGUCCGGAAAGCCUGUUGCAGCUACAUUAUGUAUUGGUCCAGAAGGAGAUUUAAAUUGUGUAUCCCCUGGAGAGUGCGCUGUCAGGCUGGCAAAAGCUGGGGCUUCCGUGGUUGGAGUCAAUUGCCAUUUUGACCCAAUGACUUGUGUAGAAACAGUAAAGCUGAUGAAGGAAGGUCUGGCCGCAGCCAAAGUCAAAGCUCAUCUAAUGACACAACCACUUGCGUAUCACACACCCGACUGUGGCAAGCAAGGCUUCAUUGAUACACCAGAGUUUCCUUUUGCCCUGGAACCACGUAUUGUGACCAGAUGGGACAUCCAUAAGUAUGCCAGAGCAGCCUACAAUCUUGGUGUCCGGUACAUUGGCGGCUGUUGUGGGUUUGAGCCGUACCACACCAGAGCUAUAGCAGAGGAGCUGGCUCCUGAAAGGGGAUUCUUACCAGCGGGUUCAGAGAAACAUGGCAGCUGGGGGAGUGGACUGGACAUGCAUACCAAACCCUGGGUUCGAGCAAGGGCCAGGCGGGAGUAUUGGGAGCAGCUGAAACCUGCUUCAGGGAGACCCUACUGUCCAUCUAUGUCCAAGCCGGAUGCCUGGGGAGUGACCAAAGGAGAUACAGAACUGAUGCAGCAGAAAGAGGCAACUUCUGAGCAACAGCUGAAAGAAUUAUUUUUGAAGCAAUCCACCUAGAUGUUCAUUGCACUAUUUUGAUGCCUUUUGUACAAACAAAUAAGACAGUCAAAUGUAAAUGGUAAUUUUUUUACCUUUUUGGAUUAAACAAAACAUCUGCAUGAA
This is a messenger RNA of Hyla sarda, 1419 nucleotides long. RefSeq names its product betaine--homocysteine S-methyltransferase 1. The record is from RefSeq and is a predicted model, not a curated record. Gene Ontology annotation, molecular function: zinc ion binding; betaine-homocysteine S-methyltransferase activity. Bases 97 to 1314 code for a protein of 405 amino acids. Lineage: Eukaryota; Metazoa; Chordata; Amphibia; Anura; Hylidae. The transcript is spliced from 8 exons.